Knipowitschia caucasica is the source of this 1005-nucleotide messenger RNA. The record is from the annotation of a GenBank genome assembly. NCBI's taxonomy places the organism in Eukaryota, Metazoa, Chordata, Actinopteri, Gobiiformes, Gobiidae.
AUGGAAGCACUCAGCGCUGCGCUUUUACUGGUUCUGUUCACUUUGGGGAAUGCCACACCACUUACAACCGUGACCCAGGUCCCACGGACGGAGGAGGACGUGUUCCGAGAGGCCGUGACCGAUGGCUUCAUUGUGGACCAUCCGCUUCUCAUCUUUCAGACCACGCCAGCCCCCAACAACCAGACCACCGACCAGCCACAAAGCACCACAGAGGAGGCAGAGGAGGGCAGUGGAGGGGAGAGUUCUGAGGGAAGAGCGAUGGGGGAGAGUCCUGUGGGCCAAAGUACCAUCCAACCCACCUUCAGUCCCGCUACUGCUACUCCAGGCAUCGUCGUCAUGGAGAUCACAGAAAUAACUAUUUUGUUGAAUGAGCAGCCGGAAGACCCAACAGAGCCAAGUGAAGCCAUUGGAGCAGCGGAGAACCUCACCCUGACUGAUCUUCUGGGCUGGGGGUAUGGCGAGGCAGCAGACUCCACUGAGGACCCCAGCUCAACAGUUGUCCCCAGCUCAACAGAGAUCACCACCACCUCUGUGACCCCCAUCACCUCUGCUGCUGACAUCGACCUGUUCCAUCUUCCUGAGGGCUCUGGAGAGUCCAAGGAACCUCUAUCCAACACCACCGAGGCAUACAUCGAACGAAGAGUGAAGCCUAGGAUGUUAAACGAAAUUCCAGAGUUUGCAAAGGUCGCUGAACGAGAGCGUGAACCUCAGUGGCUGCAGGAGGAAGACCCACAUUUGACAAACAAGGGACACGUCACACCAGACUGGAUCAUCAUCGUGGGCUUCCUGAUGGGUCUGACCGCCUUGGUGAUAAUCCUCGCUGCUAUUGCCACAAGAGAAAAGUGGAAUGGUCCGCACCAGUUCAACCAGACACUUACACCAGCUGACCAGCAGAAGGCAAUAGAGAUGGAGGAGUUUAUUCACAGGGAGCACCCUCGGGAGAACGGCAUGGAGGAGGAGUACACGGUCAUUCCUCUGCACGAGCUGCCGGACAACUAUGCAUAA